UGCUAUGAUAAAUAUUCACAACAGAAUCUACGAAAUGCUGCGAAAAUACGCGGGCACUCCUUCUGGGCCAGAGGCCCUGAUAAUGCUGGUCAUUACAAUUCUAGGCCACAUGAAACUGGAUUUUUCUGUGAACGAGGAGAUUAUGACAGUUAUUAUGGUCGUUUCUUCCUUCACUGGUAUGCCAAGUCCUUAAUAGAUCAUGCUGAUAGUGUGCUGUACCUUGCAAGCCUUGCAUUUGAGGAAACACAGAUAGUUGUUAAGAUUCCUGCAGUGUAUUGGUGGUACAAAACUACAAGCCAUGCAGCAGAACUCACGGCUGGAUACUAUAACUCUACAAACCAGGAUGGAUACAGUCCAGUUUUUGAGGUACUCAAGAAACACUCUGUGACGGUGAAGUUUGUCUGCUUAGGAUUGCAAAUGUCAUGUCAGGACAUCAGUGAAGCAUUGGCUGAUCCGGAAGGCUUGAGUUGGCAGGUUUUAAAUUCAUCCUGGGAUCGAGGAUUGGCUGUUGCCGGUCAUAAUUCCGUUCCAAUUUACGAUAGAGAAGGAUUUAUGAGAAUAGCUGAGACUGCAAAGCCAAGAAAUGAUCCUGAUCGCCGCCAUUUUUCAUUCUUUACAUUUCAGCGGCCAUCACCUUUGGUUCGGAGGACGAUAUGUUUCUCAGAAUUGGAAUACUUUAUCAAAUGUAUGCAUGGUAUUGUUUUCUGAAAAUUACUCAUGUUUGCUUCACAUUUCCAGUUUGAGUUUAAUUUAUAGCACAGCUGUAAAAUGUCUCCUUUUCAAGCUUUAGACUACCUUUAUGGAUAUCAAAUUAUAGAAUUUAUUAAAAUCACAGAUGUAAUUAUUUUAGUCAAUAUUUAUAAUGGAUAAUUUGG
Molecule: messenger RNA, 875 nt
Organism: Ilex paraguariensis (yerba mate)
Lineage: Eukaryota; Viridiplantae; Streptophyta; Magnoliopsida; Aquifoliales; Aquifoliaceae
Source: the annotation of a GenBank genome assembly